Hansenula ciferrii is the source of this 2505-nucleotide messenger RNA. It is a transcript of the gene TRL1, whose product is annotated as tRNA ligase. The transcript has a single exon. Bases 1 to 2505 code for a protein of 834 amino acids. The record is from RefSeq and is a predicted model, not a curated record. Gene Ontology annotation, biological process: tRNA splicing, via endonucleolytic cleavage and ligation. Gene Ontology annotation, molecular function: ATP binding; RNA ligase (ATP) activity; phosphoric diester hydrolase activity. Gene Ontology annotation, cellular component: nuclear inner membrane. Lineage: Eukaryota; Fungi; Ascomycota; Saccharomycetes; Phaffomycetales; Wickerhamomycetaceae.
AUGGGACAAGAGAAGUUAUCAGAUCAAGAAGAAGUCAAUGAGCUGAUAAAAAAAUUGGAGCUGGCCACUACCUUAAAGAAAAGGGGAAAGGCUACAAAAAGGAUUUACAAAGUAUUGAAUAGUGACAAAGAGAUUGUUAGUUGGAAAUUCAAUGAAUGGGACUAUGCAAAAGAUAAAAUAGAGCUCCCAUCAAACGCAAGAGGUCUCUUUACUUUGGCUGAUGAACCUAGAAUUGCUGUUAGAGGAUAUGAUAAAUUUUUCAAUAUCAACGAGGUACCUAUCACUCGCUGGGAAUGGCUGGAGUCUAAUACUAAAGGGCCUUAUCAAGUUACAGCAAAGGAAAAUGGUUGUAUCAUAUUAAUCUCAGGGCUCAGGGAUGGAACAAUUGUUGUAUGCAGCAAGCAUUCCACUGGUGAUAGACAGGAUGGUACAAAAAACCAUGCUAUUGCUGGACAAAAGUUUCUGGAGCAUCAGUUAAAAUUGAGAAAUUUAUCUACGAAAGAUCUUGCUCUCAAGUUGUAUGAUCUAAAUGUCACUGCUGUCGCUGAAUUCUGUGAUGAUGAUUUUGAAGAGCACAUUAUCCAAUAUAAAAGUGAUAGCGCUGGUUUAUAUCUUCACGGGCUCAACUUGAAUAAACCAUCUUUUGAGACUUAUUCCAUUGAAGAAGUCAGUGACUUCGCUGGUGUUUAUGGCUUCAAAACGGUGGAUCAUUUCACUAUUCAGGAUAUUGCAAGCUUGAAAAAUAGACUCACUGAGUACUCUUUGAGUGGAUGUUAUAAUGGUAAAGAAAUUGAAGGUUUUGUGAUAAGAUGUAAAAAAACAACGAAGCUCAAAGAAGAGGAUUAUUUUUUCAAAUUCAAGUUUGAGGAACCUUAUUUGAUGUAUAGACAGUGGAGAGAAGUCACAAAAGAAUAUCUCAGUCAUAAAGAUAGAUUAUCAAUUAAAUUUUCAAAACAUAGAUUUAUAACAAAUAAAUACUUAGAUUUCGUCAUACCAUUGUUAGAGGAAGACCCGAAGCUUGCUGAAAAUUAUAAUUCAGGUUUCAAGAUCAUUGAGCUUAGAAAUAGGUUCUUAGAAAGCUAUGGUAAAUCGGGUCCAGAAAUUCUGAACCAAGAACUACUUGAUGAAUUGGAAGUUGUGAAUUCAAUGAAAAGUCUGAAGAUUGAUGAAAACACUAAAUUCGUCAUUAUACCUGUUGCAACUAUCGGAUGUGGGAAAACUACCACUUCACAGACCUUGGUGAAUAUUUAUAGUGAUGAAUGGUCUCUGGUGUCAAAUGAUGAUAUUCCAAGUGGAAAGGCGGCAAAGCAUCAGUUUGUCAAGAAAGCUUUGGAGGGUCUGAAAACAAAUAAGGUCGUUAUAAUGGAUAGAAAUAACCAUCAGUUCAGAGAAAGGGAUCAAAUUUUUAAAGAUUUUGCUGAGUUCCGUGAUGAUUAUAUACCUCAUGACACAAAUGUGCAAUUUAUUUGUUUAAAUUUUGUUCCAGAUGACUGUGAUACUGAUAAGGUGUGGGAAAAAACAUACAAUAGAGUAAUUGCAAGAGGAGAUAAUCACCAAUCAAUUAAAGCUGAGACUGAAUCAGCAAAAGUCAAAGGAAUAAUGUCUGGCUUUGUUAAAAGGUUUCAACCUGUGGUUCAGGAGAAAGAACCAGACUCAAAUUUCAAUUCUGUAAUUGACUUAGACUCUACUGGAGAAAGGUCCUCCUAUGAAAAUGUCUUGAAAAUUUUGGACAACUUAAGAGAUAAGUAUCCGGUUCUUAUUGGUGAAUUACCAGCGUCUGGAAUCAUUGAAUCUGCUUUUUCCAGUGCAUUGAAUUAUAAACCUUCGUAUCAUAAAGUCAUGGGAAAGUCUGGGGGACAGGGAAAGGCUAAUAAGAAGAAGGCAACUGGUGAAAAGGAGACAUCAAAUAUUGGAAAUCCUACGAAAAGAAUGAAAGUCAAACCACCUGUUUAUUUCAGCAUUGAUAUCCCAAACAAAGCAGUGGUCACCUCCAGAAUUCAAGAUCUUCUUAUUCAAAAAGGAAGUUUAGCUAAUGUUGAUAAAUCUUUCGGUGACCUCUUGAAAACUAAACUCAUGAAUGAAUUCCAUGUUACAUUAGCACAUUGCAUUCAAGCUAAAAGAGGAAAUGAACUUGAAAAGUUUGUAUGGUCAAAGUACAUCAAUGUUUUUGAAAAUAGAAAAUCAAAAGGUAACCUUCUAGGAUAUAGCGCUGACUUGAAGCUCAAAAGUUUGAUAUGGAAUGAUAUGAUAGCAACAGUCUUGGUGGAUAUUUCACUCAUAUAUCGUGAUGGUUCUAGCAAUGAGCUAAGUGUUAAAUCAGCAAAUAAGUUUCCUCAUAUAACAUACGCAUUAUUGUCAGAAGGCGUCAAGCCCUUCUUUUCCAAUAGUUUAGCUGAAGAUGCUAGUAAAUUUGAUGAUCAAGGUUCUUUUGAUAACGGUGUGCAUAUUUUACAUUUCGAUGAUGAGCCUGUUUUGAAACAGUUGCCUGUCAUUGUCAACUUUUGA